This is a messenger RNA of Tripterygium wilfordii, 2319 nucleotides long. RefSeq lists its product as uncharacterized. Gene Ontology annotation, molecular function: protein binding. NCBI's taxonomy places the organism in Eukaryota, Viridiplantae, Streptophyta, Magnoliopsida, Celastrales, Celastraceae. The transcript has a single exon. The record is from RefSeq and is a predicted model, not a curated record. The coding region runs from base 190 to 2091 and encodes 633 amino acids.
CCUGCCGAGUAUUUCGCAUUUUGCCCUAAAAUCAAAUCGAACGUACGGACAGGAAGCUCGGUUUCAGUUCCAGCUCUGUUGAAAAUCGAAUGAAAUCUAAAGACAAACCAGACUUUUGGUUCUGAUUAGAUUAGAUUCCGAGGAUUUGCAGAUCCGCAGUUGCUGUAAGAGAUAGCCGCCGCAAAAAUAAUGGCAGGCAAGUUGUUCUUCUUGCUUUUCAUUUUUGCUUCUUCUUUGAUAAUCUUUGUGUGCUGUAUGGAGGUUGAAACUGAAGCUUCAGUUCAAUUGAAUCAACAAGUAGUAGAGCAGCAAGAUCAGCAACUUUUGUUGUUGAAUAGACUUGAAGAAUUAGUGAAGAAUCUUAGUGAAAUAGUUAAUAAGCUAGAGUCCACAUUAUCACCAAAAUUAACCCAUCUCAAUCAUCAGCAAGAGAAGAUAAUUACGAUUAAUCAAAGAAAGCUAGAGCAUGAUGAAGUUGUAGCUGGUGUUGGAGUUGAUGAGGAGAAAGAGGAGAACAAAGAGGAAGAGAGAAUGAGACCAAUUUCUGUUCCGGUGACCAAGUAUGGUCCUACUUGGUCCGAGAGGUUUCAGUUUGUGGCAGCUGUUAAGUUGGGUGACUCUGUUGUCACCUCCAUUAAUGUCUUGCCGUUCCGGGACUAUGAGGGUCUUAGCAAGUAUGUUGCGGUUGGGGACGACCAGGGGAGGGUUUAUUUGUUCACCAAGAAUGGGGAUGUUCUACUUGAGUUUGUGACAACGUGCGAGUCACCGGUUACUGCCAUGUUGUCUUACACAUCUGUAUAUAAGAAUCAGAGUAUUUUGGUUACAGGACAUCAAAAUGGUGUGGUUUUGGUGCAUAAGUUGUUUGAGGUGGCUCCAACUGGAGAAGAGUGGAGCUCACUUUCCAUGGAAAGUGUCUCUAAACUCAAAGAUGGACAAGGAGGUGGUCAUGCUAUUACUAUUCUUGAAGUGCAUCCAGUUGGGAGAUUGAGGUACAUUGUCUCUUCCGAUAUGAGUGGACAGAUUCGGGUUUUUAAUGAGAACGGAACAAUUUAUGGUACUGUUACACCCUCAAGUAGGCCCUUGGCAUUCUUGAAGCAGAGGCUGUUGUUUUUGACAGAAAAGGGUGCUGCCUCACUUGACUUAAGAAGCAUGAGAAUUACUGAAUCUAAAUGUGAAGGUUUGAAUCAUUCUAUUGUUCGGAAUUAUGUCUUUGAUGCCACAGAGAGGUCUAAAGCAUAUGGAUUUACAUCAGAGGGUCAUUUGAUUCAUGUGCUAUUGUUGGGGGAUGUAGCGAACUUCAAAUGCAGGCUUAGAUCCAGGCAGAAAUUUGAAAUGGAUGAGCCUCUUAAUUUUCAGGCAAUUAAGGGAUAUUUGCUUAUUGUGAAUAAAGAGAAGAUUUUCGUGUACAACGUGUCGAGUCAGCAUUAUGGUAGGCCCGGUGCACCUCGUCUAAUUUUCUCUGCUGGUUUGGAUGACAUCAUAUCAUCUUUUCUAAAUUAUCAAAUGGUGGAUGAUGAUGCAUUUGCCAAUAGGAGAAGGGCAGUAACCUUAAUAGCUACUGACCGUGAAAAGCUGGUUGUUCUCAGCCUGGGGGAUGGAUAUGUGGGAAUGUACCGCUCUAACCUUCCUGUAUUCAAAGGAGAAUUUAGUUCAAUGAUAUGGACAAGCCCGGUCUUGUUCUUCAUAGUUUUUCUUAUUGUCGCAUGCAUUUUCUUUGCCAAGAAAAGGGAAGCGCUUACUUCUUGGGGUCCAGAUGAUCCUUUUAUCACCCCAUCUGCCACGAAUGGAGCGCCUAUUGGAUCAACCUCUGGAGACAGGUCUUUUGUUGACACUUCUAAUAGAGGUGCUGAUAUAAUUGGUCUGAGAGGUCCUUCAAGGAGAUAUGUCUCUCCCUCACGAUACGCUGGUGGAGAUGCAGGUUCCUAUAGGCCAAGUUCGUCUGACCCGAGUUCCAGGCCUGCUUCUGUUGAUCCCAAUUUUCGAGCCACUUCAGAGCUGAAAUUCCGGGGUUCAGCACUGGAAUCUUCUGGCUUCCCUAAGAGAAGGGAUAGCUUAUUUGUAAACAGUCAAGUGUUGGAUGAUAGCAAUUGACUUGAAAACAUCAAUUGCAUGACUUCUACUGGGGAAGUUGAAGUUGUUUUGAAAUUUUAUUAUCUUACUGCUCAUUUGGAAAACUGUAACUUUGAGCUGCACACUGAAGAAUAAUAGGAAUUUUGCGUUUCUUUUUCCAUGUCGUAAAGAAAAUGUGCAUCUUCUCUUAGUCACCAUAAUCUGAGAAAAAAAUGUGGUGAUAUCUUCUUUCUUUUUUUUUUUUUUUUU